UGUCACUGAAACGACUUGGAAAAAGUUGUUUAUGAAAAUUUUAAUUCGAGUAUUAUAACAUACAAUAAAAAUCAUAUUUAACUCUAGGAAGAUUUAAAAUGGAAGUCAAAAUGAUAAAAUUACCUCCCAUGCCGGUAAUGAUUGGUUCAGCACAAAAAUUUCAAGGUAUACCAGAGCCAGGAGAUCACAACAAUCGUCCACUAAUGGUUAACGCGUGGUCACAAACUACCAGUGACGAUUUCUCAUAUUUAUAUGAAAUCGAAAAUCGUGAAAAACAAUCACAAAGAGAAAAAGAUUUGGAGGAAAAAAUAAGAAUACUUGAGGAAAAUCUUAAGGCCCACACGGAACUACUGACACAAAUACAUGCCACAUCGGCCAGAACAACAGCAUUAUUGUCACAACAGCCAUCAACAACACAACAGUACAAUAACAGCAAUGUUACUUUUAAUAGUCCGAACAUGACUACUAUUAACAGCAGCAACACUACAAAUAGACCGUCACCACAAUUAAGUCCCAAAAUUGUUAAUGCCUUAAAUCCCAUACAACAAGUUAGCUGUUCUCCGGCCGAAAGUGUUAAAUAUACGAUUAUAGCUGAAGGUACUGGAAAUGAUAAUGGUGAACCUAUAGAAAUUCAAUUGGCCGAAGAUGAUGGAGCAUUAAAUUUAAAUAGUUCAGCUGAUUCAGGACGUUUAGAAAUUUGCUUGGCUCCAGAAGAUAACAUUGAGAUUAAGUCAGAAUAUAAUAAUGGAAAUAAUACAUUGAACAUACAACAACAGGGACCAGCUGAGCACACACUGGAUAUAACUCCUAGUGAAAAUCAUUUUUUAAAAAGACGUAAACUGGCGGCAGAACAACUGGAAAUGCUGAGUAAAACUACAAACUACACCCAUCAUGAUCAAUCUAUUUCGCCUUUGAACAAUGUACCACAAAAAUUGCCAGUUCAAAAACGUCGCAGUAGUGGUAAUAGUUUACUUAAAACUCCUAAAGUCCAAAUAAUCAAUAAUAUACAAACCAACGCACCUAUGCAAGAUAUCAUUCCCUCACCCACAAACAAUAGCAAUUCAUCAUUUAACAGUGCAAAUGGUGAUGCAAGCAUGAUUGGCAUAGAUACAGAUAAUGUAAUGGUUUCCAUAGGACCCAACAACACUCGUAUACCAGCUAAACUUUACGAAAACAUGAAUUGGUCGUCGGCUUCGAUCGCAACAAGAAAACUCUUAAUGGCCAUAUUUGAUCGCAAUGUCUUGGCAACACAUUCAAUGACGGGCAAACCUUCGCCGGCCUUUAAAGAUCAUGGCAAACCCAUAAAACAACAAUUGGAUCCUCUAAUAGUAGCCGAUAUUAUAUUUGCCGUAACGCGCAAAUGUAAGGCUUCCGAUAAGGAAGUACGUAAUGCCAUCACCACCAAAUGUGCCGAUGAAAAUAAAAUGAUGAAACUACAAAUGAAUAAACGCACACCAAUGAGAGAAAUGAAUAAGGAAAACAUGAUGGGUUAA
Molecule: messenger RNA, 1493 nt
Organism: Lucilia cuprina (Australian sheep blowfly)
Lineage: Eukaryota; Metazoa; Arthropoda; Insecta; Diptera; Calliphoridae
Product: protein insensitive-like
Exons: 2
Coding region: 99-1493 (464 amino acids)
Biological process (GO): positive regulation of neuron differentiation; negative regulation of Notch signaling pathway
Cellular component (GO): nucleus
Molecular function (GO): transcription corepressor activity; DNA binding
Source: RefSeq, a predicted model, not a curated record